AUGGUGGGCCUGCCCUCCUUCAAAUACAAGCCCAGCCCAGCUAAAAUUCCAUUUGUCUUCGCCUUCGCCGAGGCAGAGGCGGAGGCGGCCGGAGAAGCGAACCCAAUGGCCGCCGCCGCCUCCCUCCUCUCCCUCUUCGCCUCCGCCCUCUCCAACCGCAGCUUUGGGGACCAGGAGCUCCGCCUGCUCGACGCCGCGCUUUCUGCCGGCGCCGACGUCCCCGCGCUGCUCCACGCUCGCUCCUCCGCCCGCAUUCUGCUGAACGAGAGCGCUUCCCAGGCAUUCUCCGUUCCCGACCUGGGUACCACUAGGCUCUCCAUCGCCGACUUCUUCGCGCGCGCCUUCGCCCUCGCCGGGGAUGUCGAGAGCUGCCUCGCUAUGAUAUAUGAGGCUCUGCUUCUGAGAGAAGCCACAUACUCCCAUGACCUUCAUCUGCAAGUAUCCAAUCAAGAAUGGCUAACUUUUGCCAAGGACUGUCUCGAUAAUGGCUUUUACACCAUUGCUUCCAAGGCUUUUGCAAAUGCUCUUGUGAAUAUUGAUCCAAGCCACCCAAGAUACUUGGACUCAACCAAUUCUAUUGUGAACAAUGGCAAGAUCAAUGGUAUAAGUGGGCUACAAAACUUCACCCAGUCAUUAUCUGCACCGCGUUCUGUUCAGACACAAUCAGCUGAAUACAUGAAAAAGAAAGCUUCAGAGUUUAAUGAAAAGAGCAAUUUACAGUUGGGAAAAAUAAAGGUUCCAGGAAGUUCGAUGUUUAGGCUAGGUAUCAGAACCAGGAACAUACAGAAACUACAUCAUAGCCGGAAGAGGAAUCUGGAAGAGUCCUGAAGCAAUCUUGGUGUGGCGUCUUCCAUAGACUGAUAAGAGUGGCAUGAGCUUUCAUACAAUCUGAUGAUGCAAUAAAAGGUAAGAAUUUUCGUGCACUGGGAAUACCGAUGCUGAUAUCGUGGAUGGGUAUUUGGGAUCCUGAAACAAUGAGCAUGUCAGUUGCCUCUUCUGCUGUUUCCCUGGGAAAGUAAGCUGCUGUUUUCAUACUCUGAAUGUUGUGAUAUACAGAGCAAUAUGCUAUGUUUUACACCUCUGCAUUAGGAUCAUAGGGAUUAAAAUCCAGUGUUGACUGCUUGAAGUAUUUUUAUUUUCUUUUGAGAUGAUCUAUUGAAUAACUUCUUGAUGUUCAUUCCUAGAAAUGUUUA
Oryza brachyantha (malo sina) is the source of this 1193-nucleotide messenger RNA. RefSeq lists its product as uncharacterized. The coding region runs from base 1 to 828 and encodes 275 amino acids. Lineage: Eukaryota; Viridiplantae; Streptophyta; Magnoliopsida; Poales; Poaceae. The transcript is spliced from 6 exons. The record is from RefSeq and is a predicted model, not a curated record. Gene Ontology annotation, biological process: meiotic DNA double-strand break formation.